Molecule: messenger RNA, 579 nt
Organism: Anas platyrhynchos (mallard)
Lineage: Eukaryota; Metazoa; Chordata; Aves; Anseriformes; Anatidae
Source: RefSeq, a predicted model, not a curated record
GGGCAGGCGGUGCAGUGCCGGGGCCGGGCAUUCCCGGAAGGCUCGGCCAGAUCCUGCCCGCUGCCGAGCCGUGCUGAGACGGGUACGGGGGUGCCACCGCUGCCAGCCCCUGUGUGGACACUGCCAACCUGGAACCAUGGCGUCACAGCUGGAAGGGGCCAUGGAGACGCUCAUCAACGUCUUCCACCACUACUCGGGCAAAGAGGGGGACAAGUACAAGCUGAGCAAGAAGGAGCUGAAGGAGCUGCUGCAGAGCGAGCUGGGCUGCUUCCUGGAGACCCAGAAGGACACGGGUGCGGUGGAGAAGAUCAUGCAGGACCUGGAUGAGAACGGCGACGGGGAGGUGGACUUCCAGGAGUACGUGGUCCUGGUGGCCGCCCUCACCGUGGCCUGCAACACCUUCUUCUGGGAGAACGCCUGAGCCGGGUUGACCCCAGCCCCCCCCCCCCCGCAGCAGCCAGCCGCGGCACCCCAAAACGCAGAGCCCCCCACGCCACCCUUCCUCACCCCCCCACUCCCCAGCGCACCCAGGGGAUCCCGCGGGGAUCCAGCUCCGCAAUAAAGGCACCGACCCAGCCA